GCCAACAGCUGCACCGGUGCUGGCUUGCGUUGAGAACGAGGCGGCCCUUGACACAGACGCAGAUGCAAUUGCUUUCUCAUGCGCCACUGCUGGAUCACAAUACACAUUGCAGACUGACAUGCCGCCGCCCGCUAGGGCAAAACCCAUCAUGGCAAUGGUUUAUGCGCAUCCCAGCAGCCUCCUAGUGCUGUGAGGUCAUCGACCAGGAUGAGAUCCAGUUCCCGCAACUCUCACACAGUGCCACCCGUCGCCACACACCCUUGCCCUGGCCACAGCGGGUUUCGAUUGUUAUCUUUAGCAACCAAUACGUCGACAAGUCGUGAGGCUGCAUGUCGUUCAGGUGUCAUCUGGCUAAUAAUUUUGACGAUAGCUUCUGCUGCCACUACAUUCCCGACACCGACACCGAACUUCAACCACCAGCCCCAGACAUGUCGCGACCACAGAGCAUGCCUGACUUUACAGCCCUCAUGGACUCGACAAAGUCCCUGUUCGAGGCAACAACCACAUCAAAUUUCGAGAAGCGCAUACACAGCCGCCGUACAACGUCGCCAGACCGAAGAUCGCACCAUGGCCGCAAGAGACCCAGUCUCUCGCUCGCAGCGGGAUUGAUGAUGAACACUGAAAGUCCAUUGCUCACGGGGACAAUGUCGCCGCGCAAGCGAAGUGGAAACUACCCAGCCGAAGACAAAGGCUUGGACGUCGACGAGGGUGGUACUCUUUUCUACGCCUAUGCACUGCGAAGCGACUGUCCCUCCUCUCCGCCAUACAUUCUCACAUUCGCCUCGGCUGCCGUGUGUUCGCAAUGGUGGAGCCUUGUGCAGCAGCAUUACCCGUCGUGUGCGCGCCCGAGCCCACAAUUCUUGGUUAUGCGAAGCGAGGACAUGGAGCUCAUAAAAGACGACCUCAAGUUUUUUGAGCUACGAAAUAGAUGGUUCCACACCUCGCAAGAUAGCCCUGCGUGCCCACCAAUUGUCUUGCCACUGCAGUAUGCCAACGGAAUGCCUGCUAUUGCGCCGCCGUCGGCAGAGGAGAAAACAAGCACAUCCGCCAUUGAAAGCCUGACAGAGAGCUUGAAACGACUGACAAGUGUCGUGGAAAGUAACGCAGACCAGGUCCAUGCACUUUCUGUCGCGCAAUCAAUGGGCCUGCAAGCCAUGCAGGAAAUCAAUGAGACCAACAGCAUCCAGAUCAAAGCCAUUUCCGAGUCGCAAGCCAAGCUCCAAGCCCUCGUCGACCAGAACGCCUCACACUACAUCGCUCUUGCGAAUUCGAACUUCAAGACACAAGAACAAAGCAGACUGUCUCAAGAACGCACACUCACAGCACAAGAACAAACACGGGAUAUUCUUGAAACAACAGCGGCACAACUCCAAACGCUAUCCAAGAACCAAGCUGAGCUCUCGCAGACAUGUCACGGAAUGAUGCACAGCAUUGACCUCUUGAGUCAUGGUACCGCAGCCGGCAUUUCAGACACGGCGAGCAAUCACUCGACAUCUUCCAUUUCUGCCAGCACAAUUGCGAGUAGGAUUAGUCCCGGGCCACGCAAGCUCAACAAGAAGAUCAAGGGCGUGUGGUACGAGUAUGACAGUGGGCCUCUGGUACCGGCGGGGGCGCCGAGGAAGAGAGCCGACUCGGUGAAUACGAGUACGCCGCCCAAGAGCCCUGCGGCGCCGAAGCCUGCUUGAGUAGGGAUAAUUCCUUCUCUUUUGUGUUGGAAUGGGGAACUAGGGCGUUUUGGUUAGACGUGUCGGUAUUUGUCGGAUGGCGUUGAGGAAUAUCUGUCGGCUUGUGCUGUUACUGUACAUUGAGCCAGUUUGUGCUCUUUUUCUCAGCAAUGCGUUUUUACUAUGGAGUUUGAGCACCACAUUAACAUGUUUUGUGGAAAGGACCUCGAGUUUGAUCUUUCAGGAUUAUGGAAAAACAUAGUAAGUAAACUGUAGUGUCGCAUAUAGUUGAUAGUCUUGGUAUACAUAUUCUGAUGGAUAG
Molecule: messenger RNA, 1986 nt
Organism: Exserohilum turcica Et28A
Lineage: Eukaryota; Fungi; Ascomycota; Dothideomycetes; Pleosporales; Pleosporaceae
Exons: 2
Coding region: 330-1685 (451 amino acids)
Source: RefSeq, a predicted model, not a curated record